This is a messenger RNA of Musa acuminata AAA Group (dessert banana), 773 nucleotides long. RefSeq lists its product as uncharacterized. Lineage: Eukaryota; Viridiplantae; Streptophyta; Magnoliopsida; Zingiberales; Musaceae. Bases 1 to 564 code for a protein of 187 amino acids. The record is from RefSeq and is a predicted model, not a curated record. The transcript has 3 exons. Gene Ontology annotation, cellular component: chloroplast.
AUGGCUACAAUUCUCCCCCUCGCGCCUUCCCAGUUCCUCCUCUUCCCACGCCGUUCCUCUCUUCGUCCUCCUCAUCCUUCGCUCGCGAAGCCACCCCACGAAUCUACUCUUCGCUGCUUCUCCUCUUCUUCUUCCUUCACGCAAGCUUCGUUUCCUAUCGUAACAGAGGACGAAGCAUCAAAGGAAGAAGAAAGCUCCGCCGCUGCUGUUCCUCCUCCUGAAGAAGGAAUCCGCCCUCCUGAUGGCGAAUCACUGGUUGCAGGCACAGAAGACCCCCAGUUCAGGGGCUGCAAGACCUGCGGAAGGGAGGAAGUUGAGAAGGGCUGCAAUGGCGAGGGGCGAAUCCAGGGCGGGAUAGCAACGGUGCCCGGCUUCGGCUGGUGGCCGAUAAAAGCCUUCAGGCCUUGCCCGGGGUUCGUGGCGACCGGUGGAAGGUACAGGAGGCAAGGGCAGAGCAUGGAUGAGGUUGCAUUUGGCAGAGGAAGCAGAGAAGUGCCCACCAAGAGCAUGAAUAAGCCCAGCUCAAGCCAAAAAGGGAAAGCAGCAAAGAGCCUGAAGGGAUGAUGAGUACUGUUGUUGUGCUCCAUGAUAGUGAAGAAACUAAGCAAGAACAUGCCUCUUUCUAAUGUCACAGAUCGAAUGAUAGCCCUGUUGCAUUGUAUACUGAACAGUUUAAGAACCAGCAGCAACAUUGUGACCUUCAACUAAAUAUGUUAAUGUUUCUCCCAAUUGUACAGAGUUCCUGCAAAAUACAAGAUACAUCUAGCUGGUCA